Penicillium canariense is the source of this 1116-nucleotide messenger RNA. RefSeq names its product putative isopropanol dehydrogenase. Gene Ontology annotation, molecular function: oxidoreductase activity. The transcript has a single exon. NCBI's taxonomy places the organism in Eukaryota, Fungi, Ascomycota, Eurotiomycetes, Eurotiales, Aspergillaceae. Gene Ontology annotation, cellular component: mitochondrion. The record is from RefSeq and is a predicted model, not a curated record. The coding region runs from base 1 to 1116 and encodes 371 amino acids.
AUGGCCACGCACAGAUCCCUCGUCUUGUAUGCUCGCGAUCAACCGCUGGUCCUUGAGACCAGCCCUCGUCCUACAGCCAAAGCGGGAGAAGCUGUCGUACGCAUUCUUGCCGCCGAUAUUGUCCCUUAUAUGGGGGAAGUGUUGGACGGAACCCUACCGUAUCCACUGUCCCUCCCCAUGACCCCAGGCAAUACUGCAAUUGGGAGAGUAUUCGAGGUUGGACCAGAUGCUGUUCAGCUCACGCCUGGCCAACUUGUGUUUUGCGAUAUCACCAUCCGAGGGCGGGAUAAUCCGUCUGUCACUAUUCUUUAUGGUAUCCAUGGAGGAGGAUAUCCCGCAGCCCAGAAGUUGAUGGAUGGCGAGUGGCGAAAUGCGACGUACGCGGAAUACGCACGUUUUCCACUCGAAAAUCUAUACCCGCUGAACGAAGAUAUUCUUUUCAACAAGAUGGGUUAUUCAAUUUCUGAUCUUUGCCUGAUGCCGGUGUGUCUGGUUCCCUUUGGAGGUUUGUCCGAGGUUGACAUCAAGCCGGGCGAAGUUGUUAUUGUUGCCCCUGCAACCGGACGAUUUGGAGGAGGUGCGGUUGCGGUUGCACUCGCCAUGGGAGCAACCGUCAUUGCGGCAGGAAGGAAUCAAAAUGCUCUUCAGGCCCUCGAGAGGAUCCAUGGCGUAACUGGUCGGUUACGCACAGUUGUCUUGACGAGCGAGACAACCCGCAACACCGAGCUCUUCCGGGAGGCAGCUGGUAGGCCUGACGGGGCAGACGCAUAUUUUGAUUUUUCACCUCCCGCGGUCCAGGGAAGCUCGCUGUUGGCUUCUGGCCUUGGAGCCCUACGGUCGUUCGGAAGGUGCAUUAUUAUGGGUGGAAUGAUGGGUAACAUCCAGGUGCCAUACGCGGAGGUGAUGUUCAAGAGCUUGCGUCUUCAAGGGAGAUUCAUGUAUUCCAGGCAACAUGUGUUGCAGUUUAUUCAGAUGGUGGAAUCAGGUCUUCUUCCACUGGGAGAAAAGGCUGGAAUAAACCAUACGGAGGAAUUCGGAUUGGAAUCUAUCCAUGAAGCGCUUCAAGCAGCAGGGAAGCUGACUGGAUGGGGCGCACAUGUCAUACUGAAGCCAUGA